AUGCCAGCUGUUGAAGAUCUAUGUAGUGAACCAAACUUCACUGCACGCUGGAUGUCUGAUACUUCCCGUGCUGGAGUCUUAUUAGAUCCUAAUUUUCCUGGGCUGAAAAUCAACAAAAAAGAUAUUUUAUCUGGACAUGAAAAUAUCACAGCUGAUGUUGAUGAAGUGCUGCAUUUUUCAAGCAGUUACUCUAUAAGUGAGGACUCCUUGUGUGAAGAGCAAAUACUGGAAUCCAGUAGCUCUUGUAGAGCUCAGCAACAUAGCAAUGAAACAACUUUUCCAACAGCAGCAGCAUUUACUUCAGAAGCCUCUAAAAGAGCGCUUGUCCAUGGUGAAGAGGAUGGUCAGAAUAUGUUGCACUACAAUCAUCCACUCUUACAAAAGCUUGAGCAGCUAAAGGAAUUGCAACAAAAGAAACAAGAACAGCUGAAGAAACAACAGAUGGAACAACUUCAAAGGCUUAUGGAAGAGAAGCAGAAACUACUUAGCAUGGUAUCUGCUCAGACAGCAGUUUGUGGAAAAAGCUUGCGGUGUCCAGAACAAAAGAUGGAAGAAUCAGUGGAGAGCAAAGAGUGCCACAUGGAUCAUGUAUGUGUUGAAAAUGCAGAUUUCUCAGAAAAUUCCAGUGGAGAAAACCACUUACGGGUGACUAAUACAGAAGAAAGGCCUAUUAAAGCUGGGAUUCAGGAGAAGAAACGGACAUUUGAAGAAUUCCUGGAAGAACAGAUACAGCUAGAAGAGCAGCGUCUGAAGCAAAACCAUGAGUUACAGGAAAGAAGUAGAUCAACCAUUCAAAAACCAGUGAUCAAAAGACCCUUCCUGAAAAGAGGAGAAGGCUUAACAAGGUUUACUAGUGCCAAAUUGAAAGUAAAAAAACUUAGAGAAAACAACCCAAAGCCUCAACAAAGUGUUGCAGAGGACAGAUCACAAAUACAGAAGAAAACUCUGCCUCUUAGCAAAGAACCAGUCUCUCAGAGCUCUUUUGCACCAUGUAAAAAAUAUAACCAGUCUGGUAAAGUAAAGCAGGGUCUGAUACAGAAAACCCUGGUACCGAGGAAUCGUAGUGGAAAAAAUUCCUUCCCAUUAGAAACCAGGGUGCAAACAGGAAAGAAUCUUGAUGGACAGACAAGAGAUUCUUUCUUAUCAGAAGUUAACAACAAAAUAGAAAAUAAAGAGAACAUCAUGGAAUUUGGUAAAUCCAUUAAUAUGGGCAACAGAAUCAGAAACAAAUUCCCUGAGAUGGAAAAGCCUCAGUUGUGCUGUGAGCUGACCAGUGCCUCUUCUAAUCCUAAGGGUUCUGUAAGUCACUCUCUCAGAGGUCCAGAACAGUCUUUUGAAGUUUCAUUUCAGAAUAAGCUGGAAAACUGGGAAAAAGAAAAGGAAAAAGAAAAUCUGGAAUUAGAUGAAUUCUUGUUCCUAGAACAAGCUGCGGAUGAAAUAUCCUUCUCAAGUAAUUCCUCAUUUGUGCAAAGGAUCUUGGAUCAAGAUCAGCAGACUUUAAAAGGACGGAGAAUGUCGUCUACCCCUAUCAAGGCAAAACAACAGCAAGGAAACGCACUGUCUGUUACACUUAAAAACAAGAAAAAUAAAAAGGCGAACUCUGACACACAGGGAAAUAAAAAUGACAGAGCAGUUCUACAUACAGCAUCAACUUCAGGGACAGCUUUGAGACUGAAGGAUCAGUUCAAUAAAACAGAUAGUGUAAUGUUUUCAGCUUCUUCCAUGACAGUAGCUCCUGCUCUAAAAAAUACUCCGUGGAUUGUAACUGAGGAUAAGGAUGAAGGAACUAGUGAUAUUACUACAGAUUCUGAGACAGAAUCUGAGACCACUUUAAAAUGUGAAAGUGAAGAUGCUAAUACAUCUUUUCUGAGCCAUAGAGAAAGUGAUCCAGAACUUUUUGGUUAUGGAAGUACUGUUACAAACAUUAACAGAGAAAGAAAAAGUGGAGAUGCUGACCUUGACUUGCCAGACAAAGAUUGCAGUGCCCUGUCAAAGCAAAGCAGAGCUUCAGACUGUCAGAGAAGCACAUCUCGUUUAAAUAGGAGUAGGUUUGAGUUUGAUGAUGAAAGAACAUGGAGUGAUCUUGAUGAAAACUUGGUUCAGAAUGAUUUACCUGAAAAAUGUGCACUUAAAAUGCCCAUACAGGCCGAAUUUUCCUGUAAAAAUGAUACCUUUGUCCCAGAUAAAACAAUAAAGAGAAAAGUUGCCUCAAAGAGAGGAGAUGAACUGUCUGAAGAGCCUGCAGCAGACGAUGAUUCAAAUGGACCCCCCGCAUCAAACCUGAUGAUGAAACUGUUUCCUUCACUGAAACCAAAACAGAAACCAGGCUGUCCCUCAGAGCAUGAAGUCAAACCAAAUGGGGAACAGGAGCCAGGAGGUGAGAAAACAGUAACUGGAAUCACUGUUCCAUCCCAGUUACUAAAAGAGAAACUCACCGAGUUGGAAACUGAGAUUGAGCGAUUCAGAGCUGAGAACACAACUCUAACCAAACUCCGUGAAGAAAGAGAGCAUGCCUUGGCAAGUCUCAGGAAAGAAAUUGCAGACUUUCAAGAGCAGAAAAUCCAAGAGCUGGCUGAAAUAGAAGAAUAUAAGAAGAAAGAAAUGAAAAAACUGCAAAAAGAGCGUAAAGUUUUUGAAAAAUAUACUACAGAAGUUAGAGCAAUUCCAGAUAAAAAAGAACGUGAUGAAAUUCAGGCUUUGAAACAGCAGAUUGCAGAGUUACAAGAAGAAAUAAAACAAAAAGAGACAAAAUGGUUAACAACUCAGAGACGUCUUAGAGACCAAAUAGAAGUUUUAGUAAAUGAGAAUUUGGAGCUAAAAGAAGAAGUCAAAAUUAUGGAGAGGUUUCGUGUAGAAGCCUGGAAGAAAGCUGAAGCUGCUGAAAACAAGAGGAAAAUCGAAAAUUUGGGGGAAAAAAGAGCAGAAUCUGUGUGUCUGCCCAACAGAGGCCAGAAAAGUCACGCUCCAUCUCCUCUCUUUCCAGCACAAAACUGCAGCAAGAUAAGUGGCAAAGGUUAUUCACGGGCAAAAGGAAGGCUUUCUAGAAUACCUAAGUCAGCACCUGCUAAUGAUAGAAACCACAUGGAUGAAACAGUGAUGGCACCAGAUCCACUAGAGGAGGUUUCUAGGACUUCCAUUGAAGACACCUCUCCUAAUGAAACUCUUGUUUCAGUACCAUCUGUACCUGCAUAUACAGGCACUGAAGAGAUAGAGAGAGAAAUUGCUUAUCCUGAUGGAAAGGUUGAAAAGGUUUUAAAAAAUGGCUGUCACCUCAUAUUUUUUCCCAAUGGGACAUGGAAAAAAGUGAGUUCUGAUGCAAAAACUGUAACUAUAACCUUCUUUAAUGGAGAUGUGAAGCAGGUCAUGCCUGAUAAAACAGUGAUCUAUUAUUAUGCUGGUGCUAAGACGACACAUACUACAUACUCCGAUGGCUUAGAGGUCCUGCAGUUUCCAACGGGGCAAAUAGAAAAACAUUAUCCUGAUGGCAGGAAAGAGAUUACUUUCCCUGAUCAAACCAUCAAAAACUUGUUUCUGGACGGACAACAGGAAAGCAUCUUGCCAGAUGGUACGAUAGUUCGUGUUCAGCGAGAUGGAAGCAAAACCAUAGAGUUUAAUAAUGGCCAGAGAGAGCUACACACAGCCCAGUUCAAGAGACGGGAGUAUCCAGAUGGAACUGUGAAGACUGUGUAUAUGAAUGGACACCAGGAAACAAAGUACAUCUCAGGAAGAAUAAGGGUAAAGGACAAGGAUGGCAAUAUUAUCAUGGACACCAAGGUGUAAUUGAUAGAGAAA
This is a messenger RNA of Tinamus guttatus (white-throated tinamou), 3792 nucleotides long. The record is from RefSeq and is a predicted model, not a curated record. NCBI's taxonomy places the organism in Eukaryota, Metazoa, Chordata, Aves, Tinamiformes, Tinamidae.